Molecule: messenger RNA, 351 nt
Organism: Helobdella robusta
Lineage: Eukaryota; Metazoa; Annelida; Clitellata; Rhynchobdellida; Glossiphoniidae
Exons: 4
Coding region: 1-351 (116 amino acids)
Cellular component (GO): cytosolic small ribosomal subunit
Molecular function (GO): structural constituent of ribosome
Source: RefSeq, a predicted model, not a curated record
AUGCCGCCUAAGCAGCAGCAGACUAAGGGAAAGGCCUCGUCGGCACCUGCUAAGAAGAAGGAGGGAGGAUCUGGAGGAAAGGCCAAAAAGAAGAAGUGGUCCAAAGGAAAAGUCAGGGAUAAGCUAAACAACUUGGUCCUGUUCGACAAAGCCACAUAUGACAAACUGUACAAAGAGGUCAAAUCCUACAAGCUCAUCACGCCAUCUGUUGUUUCUGAAAGGUUAAAAAUUAGAGUUUCUCUUGCGAAAUCAGCUUUGAAGGAACUCCAGCAAAGUGGAGUUAUCAAACUGGUAGAGAAACACCACGCUCAGUGGAUAUACACUCGAACAACCAAAGAUGAAGCUGAGUGA